AUCCGACCUCUGUCCUGAGAGUUUAUAGUACACAUAUAUCGUCUCCCCUUUCCUGAAAGAUAGGAACCUACAGUCUGGUCCGGAGAAGUCAUCUGAGGCUUUCCCCCGACACAGAAGCACUGAGGACAGAAAAAUUCACAGGUUGGCAUAAUAAUGCUCCAUGUCACUGAAGAAAAUUAGGCUUUAAGCUUAACUGUAGACAACGAAUUUCAUCGACACGAGUGAAACAUGGACGAUAUUGAAGCUGAGCUGAACGCGGCAUCAAACAUAUACGGAAAUGGCGAAUUUGACGAUAACACAUGGGGUGGAAGUAGUGUUAAAUCAUCAUCCUCUCUCUUGCCGCCAGCAGUAUGUCCAGAGAGGCCGAAAGAGACUGGAUUUCAUAAGACUUUAAGACUAUGCCUGGGGAGCGUUAGGGACGCCAUGCUCCAUCAUCGGUGGGAGGACGCAGCUAAAUACAUAUCACAUUAUACGCAUGCACUUGAGGACACGGAUAGUGCCAAUCAACUAAUAGCGUCAGAGAUCGUGUGGCGUCUUGGCUGUGAGAUUUUGCACCACCAUCCCAACUCCAAGCCUGAGGAUAUAAUUGAUCUCUAUGAACGAAUGAAAAACUUCGGGGUGAAAAACUUUGCAAAGAUUAGUCUGGAUCAUGCGUUCCAUCUGCUGGUGAGUAGCCAACCUGAGGAGGCCAGAAGGCAGCUGUCCAUUGCAGAGAGCUGGAGAUAUGGCAGACAGUCUGCCGCCCAGUCGCAGGAUUUGAAUCUCAUCCGCGCCUACCGUGGCUUCCUGGAUUACAUCACCUGGCGCAACAGAAGGUCCACAGCAGACGAGGCAGAUCACCAUGACGACAGCAGUAACCCGGAGAUGCACAGCUACUUCCGGCAAGCCUCUGUGACGCUUAAGGAGGUCAUCAGACACCCCGGCACCUGGGACCCUUUCGUGCUCGGCUACAUUGACAUGUUAGAAUUCUACAAUGAUCAGAAGGGUGCCGAGAAGGUUCUGAAGGAUUACGCGUACGACAAGGCAUUCCCAGCCAAUCCCAAUGCCCACAUCUACCUGUAUGAGUUUCUGAAGAGGAACGAUGCCCCCAAGAAGAAACUAAUGAAAGUGCUGGAGAUCCUGCAGGUGCUGGUACCCUCGCAUAAGUUGGCGCUGGAGUAUUGUCCUCUUCUUGUCGACUCAGAAGAUGAUGGAAACCUUGGAAAGGCACUUCAGGUGAUCAUGGACCUUCUUGAGUACACCAGCUGGAAGCAUAGUGUGAAUGCUUGGAAGUGUCUGUGGGUCGUUGUCUUCUCAAUGUUGCAAAGGCAUCUUCAGGAUGCGGUCCAACAGGAGUGGCAGAAGAGGAGUGAACUGUGGCUGGCGCUGCACUUCAGGACCUACCACGCCAAGAAGGACGCCCAGGUGGACCGGGACCUGCUGCUGCUGAAGACCCGGGUCCUCCUGACGUUUGCUGGACGGAAUCCAGAGUACCGCAAAGCUGCCACAAAGUUAAUCUCUGGCAACAAUGUGGAUGACUGAUGCCCGACGCCUGAAUGCUGAAAGAGAAAAAUGGCACUUCUCAAGUUGUGUGUUUUUCACUCAAGUUCAGAACGUCCUCACUGUGGACUGAUGCAGUUGGAACAUAGAAGAAACUGAAUGAGAAGAAAAAGAAUGAAACGAAAGGAGUUAAUACUUUGUUUGAAGCUUUUAGUUGAGGCCUCUGUCAGCUAGUUCUGACUGUGUACGCCUCAAUAAGUCUUGAUGGGAGAGCUAAUGUGGUUAUGUUUGAGGAACUGGAAUAUUUCCACCACAAGGUGGUGCUCAUCCUGCAGUGAAGUAUUUUCCACCCUUACUGCUGAAUGCAGUGGCAUGAUUGAGGUUGUGUGUUCGUUUGUCCUCAGUUGACUCAUGUCUUACUCAUAAAUCAUCCAACUGCUCUCAAAGACUGGAAAUGAACGUGGAUUUUUCUGUGAAUGGCACUGUUCAAGUGUCCUUUUCACAACAAUGCCAAAGCAAAGACUGAAGUGGCCUUCACCGACGCAGAUUCUACUGGGCAUCACUGUGUUGUAUUAAAGCAGUAAGAGGUCAUGUUAUAUUUUCUACUGGGCAUCACUGUUUUGUAUUAAAGCAGUAAGAUGUCAUGUUA
Messenger RNA from Clupea harengus (Atlantic herring), 2128 nucleotides. It is a transcript of the gene taf1a, whose product is annotated as TATA box binding protein (TBP)-associated factor, RNA polymerase I, A. The record is from RefSeq and is a predicted model, not a curated record. Gene Ontology annotation, biological process: transcription by RNA polymerase I. Gene Ontology annotation, cellular component: RNA polymerase I transcription regulator complex. Lineage: Eukaryota; Metazoa; Chordata; Actinopteri; Clupeiformes; Clupeidae.